AUGGACUGCGCUCUCGCAAAUAUGGAUAUCAACACAAGAUUCCCCCAUCACCAAUAUGCCGUUUCCACAAAUAACAUUCCCACAUACGCGAACAGGAACACCCCCUCGUACUACGUAACAGAUGAAUAUCCCACAGACCAAGGAAAUGAUAUAGCUUACCCUCGCUAUUCGCCAACAUUUCAGCCCUGGAGGAGGCAACAAGCGCACAGUUCUCUCUCAUUCAUCCCUUCGACGUCUCCUCUCCCGGAGCAAAGUGAGUACACGGCGCAACACAAACGACCAACAGAGCGCCUAUCUGCCACCCCUGCCUCGCCGUUUCGGUCCGUGCGCAGGAUGAAGCAACCUUUCCAGCUGCGCUUACCAUCAUCUCCAUCGGUGGAGAGCGUUCAGUCUGCUGCUAGAGAGUCCAGGCUAUCGCGAACUCCAUCCGGAAACCAAACGUUGCGGACUUGUCGAUCAGAUCAGAACAUCACAACGACAAACAUGGCAGCAUUUGGACUCCUUCCAAGUCCCCCUCUAUCAGACUCGAGGGAGUCCCAACCGUCGCCAUCUUCUGCAUAUUUUUCCCCUAAACCGGACUCAGACCUGGACACUGACCAUGGCACUCCGAAGAGUAGCGUUUAUACACCAACGACGAUCUCGAGUGAGGUCUAUAGCACCCACAGAAACGAGGUGACUCUGAAAAGAGCAGGGGACACGACGAAUGUGCACAUGGCACAUUCCAAUCUGAUGAAACAAUAUAGCUCCAACGAUGGAAAAUGGUCUCCGGUAUCUACUGAUUCUCCACGCAUGUCUUCACCAGCUCUCUCUUCGGAUGUAGAUGCUUUCGAGAAGAGAACAUUAUCCGGAUCUUCCAUAGAAACACAGCGGAGCAGGUCAGGAACAGUGUCGAGUGAAGGAAGCUGGGUCCCAAGUAACUUUUCAUACUGUGAGGACUGGCUCCAAAGGGCACCCCUGGAGUUAGAGACUACGGGAGAAAAAUCAAAGGAAAACAACAGAAGAAGAAUACAGAUAGUCCAACAGAGCCCGCCGCCACCUGAACGUAAACGCGAGAUGAAGGCUCCUGCGGACGAACCAGUGAUGUUUGCGGUGGCUAGCAAAACCAAGCCAAAGCUCGUUGAUAUAUCACGACAAUCGUCUCCCGCCAUGAGCUGCUCCAUCCCAACCCCACCUCAGCCCCCAGUGCCUUCAACACCAGAUCUGGGCCAGCAAGAAAUAUCUGCAUUCAGCCCUGACACACCAUUGGAAAUGUCAGAUAGCGGGUAUGCUACUACUGAUCCAUCUUGCGAUUCCCCAAGCAAACCUAAGCCGGAUAAGGAGGAUGACUUCAUACACGUAAGCUCGGUAGGGAACAUCAGUGAAACCGCUAUCCGCGAUAAGCCAAUGCGCAGUGUCGCGUCCCCGAACCCACCUCCAAGGCCAGAUGUAAUAUACAAAGCUUACUCGCCACCGAAACCUCGUCGUUCUGUGCCCUCAUCCAACACUGCUGAAAAUGGCGAGUUGAAGAAGUGGUGGGAUCAUGAGUGGGCAAUGGAUCAGUUGGAACAUUCGAUCAAGGAGUUCCCACGGUGCAUGCUAAGGUUGACAUCCCCGGUCAUCAUACUCGUUCGUCAUAGCGACGAAAAGGAUAUCCUGCGCAGGUUUCGCCAAAUCUUUCCAGAUGCCGCAGAUAAUUUAUUGGAUGGUCUCUGUGCAGCUCUAAUAGCGCGGAACUACGUGCUCUCAUUAGCAACAUCUAAACGAAAGACCGCAAGUCAUGGCCAUCGCCCCAAUCUGUCUCGCCUUGACACUGUCCCCGAGAGAGCGAGCGCGAUGUUACCUACGCCACUUGCCCCGUCAUCGCCAUCGCAAAUUAGAGAUCGAGUCUUGGGGUCGCGGAGUGGAGAGCUCAACAAAAACUUAGACCGAAUAAUUGACGAUCUGCUCUUUGCUAUCUGUCGCAAGCACGACGGAACGUUAAAGUCCGCUGUGCUCGUCUUAGCUCAGGUCCUGGAGACCAAAGCCUAG
Messenger RNA from Aspergillus bombycis, 2007 nucleotides. RefSeq lists its product as uncharacterized. The record is from RefSeq and is a predicted model, not a curated record. NCBI's taxonomy places the organism in Eukaryota, Fungi, Ascomycota, Eurotiomycetes, Eurotiales, Aspergillaceae. Bases 1 to 2007 code for a protein of 668 amino acids. The transcript is spliced from 2 exons.